AUGGUUGCCUGUUUCGCCACCUUACUCCCUCUGAGCGCGAUCCUUGUCGAAAUAGCAUACGCAUCCAGAUGCUCGCCAGCCUUCAUGAAGAGACCGGACCUGCCCGGUGCUUCAAUUCUGAACAUUGAAGCACAUGAAGCCCACAACUUUUCCGCUGUCAGCCUGGCUCCAGGUAGUAAUGAAGGCGGUCUAUAUACCAUUAGUUUUUGCAAUAUCACGGUCACUCACACCCAUCCUGGCUGGAAUGACACAGUUCAUACCCAAGUCUGGCUCCCCCUUGAGAGAUGGAAUGGCAGGUUUCAAGCCCUAGGUGGUGGAGGGUACAGCGUCGAUCUAGGCUCCACCUACCUCACAUACGCAGUUGCAAUGGGGUUUGCAUCCGCCUCCACGGAUGGAGGCCUACCUUCAGGAAACGGGAAGGGCAGCAUUCCUACAGAUCUCUCCUGGGCGCUUAGUGGCGAAAACAAUGUGAACUGGCAGCUCCUCGAAAAUUACGCCUCAAAGGCAACAAAUGACAUGGCUAUCAUAGGGCAGCAGAUUACCAAGUCCUACUACCAAAAAGCUGCAAACUAUUCAUACUUCACCGGAUGCUCCGGCGGCGGCCGCCAAGGACUUCUAAUGGCACAAAAGUUUCCGAACGUUUUCGAUGGGAUCUUAGCAGUUUCGCCGGCCAUCAACAUGCAAGCCUUCAUUCCAGCAGGCCAGUGGGCCUCUCUAGUAAUGAAGGAAACCGGGGUCUUUUUGUCGCCCUGUGAGAUCAAGGCAUUCACACAGGAAGCCGUUAAAGUGUGUGAUCAUUUGGAUGGAGUUGAGGAUGGAGUUAUUAGCUACCCAGACAGCUGCCAUGUCAAGGCCUCUGACUUUGUUGGGAAGAAUUACACUUGUGACGGAGUCCAAAAAGCUUUCACUGCUUCCAGCGCGCAGGUAAUCGAAGCUGCGUGGUCCGGUUCUCGCUCUGUCUCUGAGAGGUAUGGGUGGUAUGGUGUCAAUAAGGAUGCAUCAAUCGACACAUCCUAUGUGUCUACCGAAUGUUCUGCGAACAAUACAUGCCACAGUAGUGGAAGUGACUUGUUUGUUAGCUGGCUGAAAUAUCUUGUUGCCAAGGACCCAAGCUUUUCAAGUAGCAACAUGACGCGAAAUGAGUUUUUUGAAGCCCUCCACACUUCAAUAGCGGAUUACACGUCGAUUCUCGGAACGAAUGACCCCGAUCUCUCCAAUUUCAAAGCAAACGGUGGUAAAAUAAUCACCUGGCACGGACUAGCCGACGAAGUUAUCCCACCAAAUGGCACCAUCGCAUAUUAUGAUAAAGUGCUAAAGAACGACCCCAAAGCUCAUGACUUCUAUUGCUUCUUUGAAGCGCCUGGACUUGGUCACUGUUACGGUGGGCUCGGUCCUUAUCCGAACGGCGCCAUGUCCCAGCACAUUGACAGAAAAUCGCAUGUCCGCUACGAUUAG
Molecule: messenger RNA, 1455 nt
Organism: Aspergillus welwitschiae
Lineage: Eukaryota; Fungi; Ascomycota; Eurotiomycetes; Eurotiales; Aspergillaceae
Product: Tannase/feruloyl esterase
Exons: 1
Coding region: 1-1455 (484 amino acids)
Source: RefSeq, a predicted model, not a curated record